AUGGAUGUGCGGUCGAAGAAUCGUCGGGUCAGCAUGCUCAGCGCGACGCGGAAGAACUUCGCCGAGGUGGAGCGCAUCGUACGGUCGCUGACAGCGGAUAGGUUAGCGGCCGCCAGGGCGGAGCUGGAGACGUCGGGCAAGACUACCGACGAUGGCGUCAAGGAGCUUCUAAGAUGCCUUUCGCUGUACGGCUAUCGGCAGCCCAUGUCGAGGGAGCUCCGUCUGAGCAUGCGGCGCAAGAUCCAGUCACUCAUCUUAUGUCGUGGCGUGCCUGCAAUCUGGUUCACGCUCAACCCGAACGACAUCACGAACCCGGUGAAGCUGAGACUGGCGGCAUACCGCACACGUGAUCCCGCAGCGGCCGAGGCAUUCCUGCAAGGCCUCGACAAGGCGUUCAAACGUGCGCGGCUGGCCAUCUCGGACCCGUUAAGCUCGGCCGAAUUCUUCCACCGAGAAAUGACGUUGUUCUUCGAACAUUACGUGAGAGUGGGCGAGGAGUCGGUGUUCGGGCGCAUCAGCCACUAUUACGGUGCCGUCGAGACCAACGAGCGUGGAGCGCUCCAUGUUCACGGACUGCUCUGGCUGCAGGGCAACGUGCAUCUAAGCUCGAUGCUUGCCGAUAUCGACGGCGAGGAUCAAGCGGCAUACCGAGAACGCAUCGUCAGAUACGUCGACAGUGUCUUUUCCGAGGAUCUGGACCAGGAAGGCUUCUGCGCAAUGCAGGCCGAGCGAUCGGUGACGUCAGAUAUAUCGCAAUUUCUGGGCGACGAACGGCAAUUUUCAGCCUCGUUCGACGAGGAAGCGAACUUCUGUGCCGGCGCGACGCAGAUCCAUACCCACAGCCCGACCUGCGUCAAGUACUCGCUGGGCAAAGGGGGGCGCAAGGGCGAUUUAUGUCGUUUCAAGGCGCCGUGGGGACUGGUCGACGAGACGGCCUUCACGGGAGACGGCGUGCUGCGGAUUCGGAGGUCGCACAGCAUGGUGAAUCGGUGGAACAAGGCCAUUGCCGUGGGCUUCGCCACAACCAUGACAUAUCUUUCAUCGCCACACAGCGUGGAGGACCCUGUAUGGAAGCGCGUCGCCGCCGCCGCGGAUCUCUUGCCUCCCAGGGCAGGUGACGGAAUGGCCGACGGCGCGGAGGUUCGUGGAGACAGUGGUGCCGGUGACGAUGGCAGGCAGAAUAAGACACGGCAGUUCCUGAUGAAGGUGGCGAAUCGCGUGUUUACGGAGAGGCCGUUAUCUGCUUGGGCGUUCCUGAACGUAUCGUUGCUCUACUGGCAAGUCUUCCGACAAUGGCCGCACCUUCGACGAGAAAGCGGCGCAGCCGUUGCAGAUGGCUCUGUGGACGAGUCAAUACUCGUCGAAGAAGCAGGCCAGAGGAUUUGCCGUGUCGAGGCAUACCGUCAUCGGGGAGACGUCCUUCGAGGGCUGUGUCUCUACGACUACGUUUCGCUGGUCAGGCUGAAGCGCAACGAAAGGGACGAGGGGCCCGCCGGCUGGGGGGAGGUCCCGUUCGAGAGCGGCUGGGCUCCGGGAGGCCGUUGGGCGCAGGUGCUCAGGCGACCGGGCAAGCAGGCCACGGUCUGCCUCGACGGGUAUUUGAGCAAGGAUUUCGACGAAGACGACGAAGGGUCGUGCUACCGAAGAGCGGCUGUGCAGCAUCUUGCGCUGUUCUUGCUGCGACGGUCGGCCGAAGAUGCAAAGCGGGACGCACGGCAGUGGGCGGCCUCGUCCGGUGACGGCGACCCCACGGCAGUACGUCCGGACGAGGACGGCACCGGGGAGGUGGGUGUCGAGCCCGGAUCGGGAUACCAGGCCGACAGUGCGGGAAGCACGAAUCGCCUAAUCGACGUUGUCAGAAGCUCGAUCGGGCCGAACCAAAUCACGGCCGGCUCGCCGGAGCUCACGGCGAUGAUGCAGGAGCUCAGCCGAUUUCAGCAAUCGGCGCUGUCCUCUUCUUCCGAGGUCCAGGCCACAAUACUACCCGAACGGGGCCCAAGACGAAUCAACAUCCCGGGCGGGCAUUCUCCGGAGCCACCAUACCGCCGCAAAGUGAGCCUGUCCACGGCACCGGUGACUGGUCGCCGCGCGGCGAUGACGGCAGCGGAGCUCGAGGAAGGAGUAGCGGGGGCCAGCGCGGGAAUGGAGAUCCGGUUCGGUGCCUCAACCUCCUUCCUCGAGGCGGGCAAGGCCCUGGCAGCGCGGCUCACGCUAAACAAGAAGCAGGCGAUCGCCUUCCUAAUUAUAUGCCGCCAGCUUGACCUGAUACGGCGCGGGGAGAAAAGCAACGUACGCCAGCUGUGCCAGUUCGUCGGUGGAGAGGGCGGAACGGGCAAGUCACGAGUCAUCGAGGCGCUCGUCGAGCUCUUCGCGUCCAAGGAUCAAUCGAAUCGUCUGAUGAUAACGGCGACGUCGGGGACGGCAGCAGCGCGGAUCAACGGCAUUACGAUCCACUCCGCCUGCGGGUUCUCGAAAGAUCUCGCGGCAGCCGCAAACGCGGCCAAGGAUCUCGACGGGGUGCGACUGCCGAAACAGGCGGAGCGGUUCGUCGACGGGCAAUCCCGGAUGGACUGGCAGGAGAAGGACGUGCUCGUCAUCGACGAGGUGAGCAUGCUCGGGGCGCGGACGCUACACGCGGUGAACGAGCAGCUCUGCCGGCUGCGCGGGUCGCACCAGGAUUUUGGAGGUAUUCCGAUCGUCCUCUUCUGCGGAGACUUCCACCAAUUCCGCCCCGUCCAAGAACGCUCGAUCCUCCUCCCCAGCACCGCCGUCUCGUGGGACGUAGACAGCUCCUUCAAGGCCGAGACACGGCACCAGCACGACAAGGCGCACGCGUUGUGGAAGAGAUUCACGACCACGGUCAUGCUGGACGAGCAGGUGCGCGCCGCGGGAGAUCCGGAAUUGCAGAGGCUGCUAAGGCGGAUUCGACUGGGCGUGCAGGACCGCUCGGAUCUGGACCUCCUCAACUCAAGAUGCUACCGGGAAGGCAGGCGGAUCCCGUGGGAGACGUGCAUCACCGUGGUGACGCCGCUGAACAGGAACCGGUGGAACCUCAACAUGGAGGCCAGCUUGGCGUUCCGGGCCCAGCAGCGGUCAGUGAUGCGCAUCUUCAUCUCGGAUCAUACGUGGAAGGAGGCCCUGCCGACGGAGGAAGAGGCCAUCAUGAUGCUGAACCAGGGCGACGACAGCGCGAUCCCGGUGCCGGCCGUCUUCAUGUUCGUGCCGGGGAUGCCGGUCGUCGUGAACCAUAACACCCAUCAGGGGCUAAAGCUGGUGAACGGCGCCGGCUACACGGCGCUGGAGGUCGUCCUCGACAAGUCGUACCCGGGGCAUCGUAUCACGGCAGACACGACGUGCCAGCGAAAGAGGCCGUGGCAGCAGAACGACGUCAGCCGAAAGGGCCUGCCCUGUACGGCAGCCUUCGCGUGCACAGACUAUAAAGUGCAGGGCAGGACGCUCGAGCGUGUAGCUCUGGAGCUGCGGGGAACGCGGACGUCAAACAUCGACGGACGCGCCGUGUCCUCGCAGUGCGACCCGUACAGCCUGUACGUGCAGCUGUCUCGCUGCCCGACGCUGGACGGCAUUAUGCUGGUCUCGAAAUUGCGGGAGAGGGACCUGGUGGGCAACAAGGUGCCAGACGAGAUGACAGACGCAGAAGCGAGGCUGGGCCAGCUGAGCGACAAGACUGUCCGCGAGGCCUCGGGAUGGCUAGACGUUGAUUCCCUGGACUCUAAAGGCACGGGCCUGGACGUGUAG
Messenger RNA from Hirsutella rhossiliensis, 3756 nucleotides. RefSeq names its product PIF1-like helicase domain-containing protein. The record is from RefSeq and is a predicted model, not a curated record. Gene Ontology annotation, molecular function: DNA helicase activity. The transcript is spliced from 9 exons. Lineage: Eukaryota; Fungi; Ascomycota; Sordariomycetes; Hypocreales; Ophiocordycipitaceae. Gene Ontology annotation, biological process: DNA repair; telomere maintenance. Bases 1 to 3756 code for a protein of 1251 amino acids.